Paramecium tetraurelia is the source of this 1206-nucleotide messenger RNA. RefSeq lists its product as uncharacterized. The record is from RefSeq and is a predicted model, not a curated record. NCBI's taxonomy places the organism in Eukaryota, Ciliophora, Oligohymenophorea, Peniculida, Parameciidae. The transcript is spliced from 3 exons.
AUGGGUCAAGCAGUUAGUUCAAAUAAUCCUCUGGAUUACAAAUUUGAUAUCCCAAGACCGUAAUUUAACAGGGGCGAACUCGACGCCUUAAAAAGUAAUGAGCUAGAAAGCCUCAAAAACCUUAGAAUCUAUACUGACUUGGAUAUUGAUGACCAAGGAUUUAAUUUCGAAAAUAUUGAUUGUUUCGACUUUGAGGAAAAUGCAUAAGGUGCUGGAGCAUAUUACUAUGGUAAGUUAGUUGGUGGAAGGAGGAAAGGUUUAGGAAUUUAAGUGUUUGAAGAAGCAAAGUCUGGAAUUAGGAUGGCCUUCGGAAAUUUUGAAGACAAUUUACUUGAAGGCUACGGAUUAGCAAUAUAUCACGAUAACACUUAUUAUCAUGGUUAAUGGAAAAAAGGGAAAUGUGAAGGGUUUGGUUAUUACACUUCUAGUUUUGGGGAUUUCUAUCUUGGAGAAUGGAAAGGUGGUGAAUUUAUCACUGGCAUUUACAGAACAUCAGACUUUGAGUAUGUAGGGCAGUUAAGUUAAGGCAAUUUUCAUGGAAUUGGAAGAUGUUAUUAUUUUGAUGGAGCCAUAGUCCAAGGAAAUUGGAGUUAUGAUUAAUUAGAGGGAUUCGCUAAUCAUUAAUUUCCGAAUAAGGAUAACUAUGUCGGUUACUAUAAGAAAUCUCUUAAGCAUGGGAUUGGAAUUUUGUAUGAGAAUUCAGAAUAAAAAAUAUAUGAAGGAGAAUUCUUUUUUGAUCAUUUUCAUGGUCUCGGAAAAGAAAUUGACUAAGAUAAAAAAUAAUUUAUUUCUGCUGUUUUUAGAUAAGGUAAACCCUAUUUACUUUACAGUAAAUAAAUAUAUCAAGGAGAAAAUUAAGGAGACUAAGAGUGGAUUUUGACAGAUUAUGACUAAAAUUAAUAGGAGGUGGAUAGAAGCUUAUGUGUUAUUAGUGAUUACAAUUUUGAAUAGAAUUUAUCUCAAGGAGGAGAUAAAUAUGAAUAAUUUAAUAAAGAUAAUCAAAAUUUAAUCAAUGAAAUGAAUGUAAUUUUGAAGAAAAGUGAAGGAUAUAAGAAGGAACACUAAAUAUUAGAAAAAAGACUUAAAUAAUUAACAAUAUUACAUUAGCUAUAAAAAUGGCAUUACGAAUAAAACUAAGAUAGAUUUCCUCAUCAUUUUAGAAGCUAAUAUCAAAAGUUUCUCUAAUAAUAAUAACAAUAACAAUGA